Molecule: messenger RNA, 7518 nt
Organism: Gadus chalcogrammus (walleye pollock)
Lineage: Eukaryota; Metazoa; Chordata; Actinopteri; Gadiformes; Gadidae
Product: RNA-binding protein 4-like
Exons: 7
Coding region: 654-2309 (551 amino acids)
Cellular component (GO): cytosol
Molecular function (GO): mRNA binding
Source: RefSeq, a predicted model, not a curated record
CGUACCUUUUAAGGUUUCAAUAUAUUCGUUUUAUUGUAUCUUUCAUUGUUAACUACGAAGCAGACUUAAGGAUAAAGUAAACUUUUGAUGAUACGUUUUCGUUUGAGUGUAUUGAUGAAGUAUUCCGUAAUGAACCACGUUGGAAAAUACGUUAUGCUAACGUUAGCCUAGCAUCAGGACGCUAACGCGAAAAUGUCAGGCGAACUGUAAUAUGGUUAUACUUCAUACCUUAUGCAACAAUUACAUUCAUGUUGAUGAGCUACUUUACAAACGGUUGAUCCUCUGGGAAAUGGAAAUGGGGAGAUGUUGGUGACCAAAUGUAUCUCGUGCAGCCCCACACACUUAGCUAGUUAAGCUAGGUUUCAGCUAGUCGGGGCUAACUUGAUAUCCAUUCAGUUUCAACCAACGAGGGAAGUUGGACGUUCACAGGAUGCCUGUUGUCUUUGUAAUUCAUUAUAAAAUGCAUAUACGGGUUUAGGUUGGACGAUCGUGCUUACAGAAACGCACAAUUUGACGCCCGAGGGCAUCGGUACCGACGGAAGGAAAACCGCGCCACUGGCCAUAAUGUAGUUCCAGGAAUGGAUCAGGAACCGUACUAAACCGUGUUUUUUUUUCUUUAUUCGAUUCAUUGCAGAUGUCAGCCGGACAUCGAGAUGAGUGACAACGUCAAGUUGUUUGUGGGGAACCUACCAUUAGACGCAACCCAUGACGAGCUGAACAAGUUAUUCUCUCCUCAUGGGGAGGUCAACACCUGCUCUCUCCUGAGGCAGUAUGCGUUCAUCACGUUGAAGGGCGAAGGCGCAGCGGACAGGGCCAUCCGGCACCUUGAUGGGAAAGAGUACAGAGGCAGGCCCCUGGUGGUGGAGGAGUCACGGGCACGCCCACCAAAUUCCACCAAGGUGUUUGUGGGGAACCUGAGCUCAACAUGCACCGCCGAUGACUUGCAUGGGCUGUUCCAGUCGUUUGGGAGGGUCCUGGACUGUGACAAAGUGAAAGCAAGGCUGUGUUCCAAUGCGGGCUAUGCGUUCGUUCACAUGGAGCGAAAGGAGGAGGCCUUGCUGGCCAUCGACGGGCUCAACGGGACCAUGUACAAGGGGCGGCAGCUCUCCGUGGAGCUCUCCAAGGCCCAGCCCCUGAUCAACCAGCUGGCCAAUCUGGAUGCAGCCAACUUGGCAGCGAGUAUGGCAGGAGGUGGUCCCAGAGAAGGCCUUCUCCCCAGACCGGCCUCUUCACUAGAGCAUCACCAGAGCCAGGCGGCUAUCUUGGCCGCUGCUGCAGCUGCCGCCGCUGGACUGCCUAUUCAGGUUCAGCAGAGUGUCCACAACUCGUUCUACAACACCACGUCGUUCGAUCCCACCUACACCGCCCUCAAGGGCCUCACCAGCGCCCGAUCGGCGGACGGGGUAAACCCUGCCAUAUACGGGGCCCUGGCCAGCCAGGUGUACGGCUCAGUGGCCGACCAGGUGUAUGAUGAUGUGGCCAAUCAUGACACCUCGGCGCUGGAGGCGGACAACCAGUCCAGCACCGAUCCUUCAGCGCUGUUUGAGGCGGCGAGAGCCAAGUUCUUCCAGCAGGGCCAGAAGGUCCUGGCGGAACAACAGGCCGGAAGGAAGUCUGGCACCAUGACGGCAAGCGACCGGGACCGUAGCCCGAUCCGAGGAAACCGAGCCCCGCUGCUGCCCGACCCGGUGCCGGGUUCCCUGGGGCAGGGCCGCUCCAAACGGCGCGCCCUCCUGCCCACGCCUCCCGGUGGGCCCGAGCUCCCCACCGACACCACCACGCCCGCGGCCGCAGAGGGGGCUGCGGACCCCAUCGCCAGGUGUUACGCAGAGUACUACCAGCAGAUGCAGCAGUACCAGCAGUAUCAGCAGUACCAACAGCAGUACCAGUACCUCCAGUACGCCUACACCAACCCUCCGCCGCCGCCCCCACCCCCGCCCCCAGCCCCUCCGGCUAGCGGCCAGGCCGCGGCGGGCUACCCCCAGGGCUCGGCCCCGGCCGGCGCUCCACCCGGCGCCGCCUACGGCGCGGCCACCACCUACGGCGCCCCGGUGAGCUACGACGCCGGCUCGGCGGGAUACGGGCCGCCCGGGACCUACGACGCGGCCGCGGCGGCUAGCGGCGGCUACGAGGCCUCGGCGGCCAGCUACGCAGCCACGGGGGCAUACGACGGUUACGGCGCGGGGGGAGCCUAUCCGGCGGCCGGGAACUACUCGGCAUCCAGACCGUAUGAGCAGACACCCGCACACGGGCAAACCCAGCGCCACGAUUACCCUUACCAUCACACGCCAGAGCCCCCUUACCGAUAACCUCCCCCCCCUACCCCCCCCCCCAUCCCCCUUUCUCUAAAACAUGGCAGGUGUGUGUGUGUGUGCGCGUGUGUGCUUGAGGAUCUGAAUGUGAAGAAGGGACAUUGGCAAGCAGAGGGUGAAGGAGAUGGACGUCUUUCUAGGCAGGAGGUGGUUUGAUGGCCCGGACCCUCACCCAUCCUUCAUGUCGUUAUCUCGUACUGGUGGAUGGUGUUGGAUGGUCUUGGCCAGUGUUGUGGGGCUGUGGUGUGUAAGGGUUGUAGUUGUCGUGCUGAUUUAAAUGGUUUCAGGAACCUACGACAUUUACAAGUCACUGUUGGCGGCAACGACACUAUUUGUAGAUGUUGGGAGUCCAACCUUAAUCUGCAUGUGGCAUCUCUUAAGUGCGAGCUCACACGGACAACCAGACAUUUGGGCCAGUUUUGUUUUGGGAUAGAGGUAAAACCAAUUGCUUACAAAUAUGAUUUUCCAGAUGUUAAGGCUGAUGACGACAUUGGCGGCAGGGAUAAGACCGCAUUAGCUAGGGAAAAACCGCAUGGAGGAAUGGUUUGGAGCGAGCUCCGCCUGCUUCAUUUUCCCCACCACAGGAGUGCCUUUCUACUGAUCUUAAUAUCAAGAGGAAAUGGGAAGUCUCAACCAAGUUGAGUUCUCUGUUGACUUACUAGCUAGGCUAGCAAGUUCUUUUUUAUUUUGUCAAGCUCGCAGAAUCAGAGGAGUUAUCUUUUGAAGCUUUCAGGUCACUAUUUCAUCCCACAUUUGUACUGCUCUGGGUAUCACAACGUUGUGUGAAAUACCCUGUUGGACCAAGCUUUCUAGAAGGUGAUCCUGAGUGGAGAGGCAUGUGUUGACACCUCGUUGUGAUCGCGGCCAUCCGAAUGCUUCUAAUGGUUCAUGUGGCCCACUAGCCUUCGUAUGGAGAUAAAACCUCUUGGAUGAGGAUUCCUUCAUUUAUAUUUUGUAUCCCCAUACUCUAUUCCAUUUUUAAAAUAGUCGUUGAACCUCAGAGGCUCUGCCUAGGAGUGUAGGUUUAACAAGCCAAUCAGAACACUCUGUUAACGUACACAGCUGUCCAUAUGGAGUUGUGUCCCAAAUUUCCUAUCAAGGCGAUAACUGAACAGAUGUUCAAGCCAUGGUUAAAUUGUAUGGUAAUUUUGGAAACUUUGAAACCAUUUAUUUAAAUUGAUUGAGAGGUAAUUUGUAGCAAUAUCAUCCCAGUAGUCGAGAAAGGAGUAUCUGCUUGAAUGCAACAACUUUGAAUUCAAUUGUUCAAAUCACAUCCAGGCCACAUCCAGAGGAUUGUUUCAUGAUAGAAAGAGAGGGUGAUCGUCAUUUUAUUGAUUGUAUUUUGGAAAUUAAAUGCUUUAAUUGGUUUUUGUGACUAAAAUUUUGAAUAUAACAUUUGUUACAACAUAGUACAAUUCUACUGUAAAUUAUUAUUAUCGGCAUAAUGGUGGAGAGCCAAGGUUGGCUUAGUAAUUAUUGUACUGGUCUGGUUUGCAGGUGUGAAGAUCUGUGUGAAUGUGUGACUCAACGCGUUUUUUUUAAUGUACAUUUUCCAUAGAAAGCAACUUUGAGGGACCAGUAAGGACGGGUGGAUGUCUGCCUUGGGGUGGGUUGACUUGUGGCUAGGGGAGCGUAGCACGGUGAGCUGGAGGCAUCAGGCACUAGUCGGGUCCAGGAGACGGUAAAUGGCCGUAUUGAAAGAUUGCCCACUUGUGGUCUAGAAGCAGCCGUUUGUAUGACUCCUCCUCCCACCGCCCCAUGUGUGAAAUGAGGAGAUGGCCACUAAAACCCAUACUGACAUUAUGUCUGCUCAUCCCUGACCAAGCGCCCCCCCACCCCAACAGCUUGACUAUCUUAGUAUUCCAAUAUAUACCCAGAGAAACACAGACCUCCCUUAACACACACACACACAAACACACACACAAACACACGCACGCACACACGGCCCACAUGGCUGUUUGAGUGAGUAGUGCUCUGCUAGGUUGUAUCACCUGUUGUUCCACGUGCUCCAUGUGAACAUUCACGUUGCAUGCCUUGUUGUUGCUGCUGCUGCUCCAGCCACCUUGUUCCUCUCGCUGAUUAUUGCAGCUAGAGUGGGGAGGCGGCCUAACUGAGCCCUAGCCAUGGACGCACGCCACACGCACCCUGUAGCGUGGGACGGGGGGAAACAGCAGCGUUGUAGGAACUGAAACUGCUUCUCUUAAGGUAAACACUCAGCCAACACACAGCCCCGCACACUCCCGCCGCCAGCUCCUGACGACGACCUCCUCCUCCGAAGACAAGGCAAGACAGCAAACACACACUCGCACAGUACACAGCCCAGAGCCACCGCGGUCCCAGAGCAGCCACGCUGUGUUCCAGGAACACAGCCCGCCCACCCACUCAUACUUACCUUUUAGGGAAGGUCAGCGUUUCCAGGGGUUUUUCAUUUAAAGCCUGAUUCUUCUCUCAUUAAUAUGGAUGUGAUCAUACAUUUUGGCACAAAAGACACGGGAAUAAAUACACACAUUACGAACACACGCACGGAUUGCCGAAUUAAGUUCUUUGGCCUAAAUUGGCGCCAAAGCACGGAAGUUGUUGCCAGCACAUCCUGAAUCUGAUUGGCUGUCACGGGAGCGCCAGCCAUUCACAGCCAGAGCAGCUGACAUGGUACAUGCAGCUGGGACGGAGUUGUUUUUAUAGCUUUUGUAUUUGUCUACCAUCUGGGUCAUUUUUUGGGGUUAAGUGCCUUGCACACUGGUUAACCCAACUCCCCAAUCUUCUAUUUUGAACUGGGUCAGGAUCGGUUGCUGGUUCAACACUCAAACGCCCUCCGUUCGGUUUUUUCGAUGCCACAUUAACCUUGUAUGAAUGACGAUGAAAACAGUUAUUAGUUUGGUUUGAAAUUUGGUUUUGUUCAAUGUUCUUUAAAAUGUUUAUGGUCAAUAAAUUACUUCAAUUGAAUCAUAGCAUUCCUGUGUUUGCUUUACAAAGAAAAUCCUAUACUCUUUCAUCUAACAUUUGGGUUAGAUGAAAUCAAUCCAUAGGAACUUAAGCAGGGGUUCUAAAUGUGAUUCGUUUUUACUUAAAGGUGCCAUGAAAUGAAAAUCUUCCUUUUAUGAGGUCCUCUAACAUAGAUAUGAGUUCCCCUAGCCUGCCUAUGGUCCCCCAGUGGCUAAAACUUGUGUUCGGUGUAAAACGAGCACUAGGUGUUCUGCUCGCCUUUUGAAAAAACGGAGGCUGAAGCGCGCUGAUUUGGAUGUGGAUAUGUCGUCACACAGCAUCUAAGCUCCUCCCCUUACUCUGCCUGGCCCGCCAAGAGAAUUUGGCCCGCCAAUGAGACAUGACCGUGCGAGUGCCACGCGUGUGUGUCUGAAUACACACUAACGCAAGUGUUUCUUGUCGGUUCUUUGACGUCUCUUGUAUUUCCACAACGAGACUGUAGUGGGGGUUAUCUCAUCCAUGGUUGAGAAGGAAUUGGGGGGGGGAAAGGAACUUUGGCUUUGACUCCCUGAAGUACAUGAACUGCGACAUGCCGCCGGUUGCCGCGAAUCAACACAUCACGGCAGCGGGUAGCCGGCAGCAGGCAGCGCGAGGUUCAGUCUACUUCAGAUUGAUGUGAAAGGUGAAGAACCAGGGAUGUCGGUAAACCCGACGAUGUCGUUUGUGAUUCAUAAUAUCGUCUGGAGGCGCACACAGCUUUUCGCCGUGAUAAUAUGUAUUAUAUGAUAUAGAUAUCUAUGUAUUAUAUGAUAUUAUUUAGAUAUAGAGCUCCAGGACUGUAACGCAAGUGUUGUACAUUUCCUUGUUAUUUGGAUAACCGUUCUGCUUUUGGUGUUAUGGCGCAUAACACGUCGGACUCUCGUCUCUGGUAUUUCUACAACGAGACUCGUAGUGGGGGUUAUCUCAGCCAUAGUUGAGAAUGAUUUUGGGGGAAAGGAACUUUGGCUUUGACUCCCUCAAGAACAUGAUCCACGAAAUGGAGGAGAAAGGUAUUGUUGGCCGUGAAUGUCUCCCGCUUGAGCCCCGCUUCCCGCUGCCGAGGGACCACCGCCUCGGCGCUGUAGGAGGCGGAGGUGCCUAAGCGCUGACCGGCCACAAUCCCUUUCUCCUCCAUGUCGCGGUGCAGUCUCCUUCAGAUUGAUGUGGACGUGGAAGAACCAGGAACGUCAGAGAACCCAACACGGUCGUUUGAGAUUCAUAAUAUCGGCUCACACAGCUUUUGGCUGUGAUAAUAUAUAUUAUAUGAUAUAGAUAUCUAUGUAUAUGAUAUUAUUUAAAUAUAGAGCUCCAGGACUCCCCUGUGCUCUAGCAUAUUUACAGAACAGGGCUAAAGGCUGUGUGCGCCUCGCCAUUGCGAUACAUCCACUGUAAACAGUGCAUGGUACAGUGGCUGCAAGCUGCUCAGGGCCACACCCCCACCCGCCUCGCUCCUCAUUUGCAUUAUAGCUAGACACCAAAACAGCGCAUUUGGGGGAAGCUCAAUGUGCGACUGGCUCGAAGUAGCUGUAACUGCACCACGGCUGAAUUUCGGGAACGUCUUUGAAUACUGUGUUAGUGGCCCACUAAUACCUAUAUUAAAGCAUCCAUAAAAUAGCAUGUCAUGGCACCUUUAAUCUUUAAACAAUAUGUAUUUUGGCAACAGUUGUUUUUCUUCUAAAAUGUACCCUGCCUAUUUAAAAUGAGAAAAUAUAGAUAACGUUUAUGACUGAUGAGAAGGGAAUGUAGCCUAUACUUGCCCUUGCCCCAAAACAAAGUUAAUUAUUUGAAUGGGAUGAUUCACUCUUUGAUUGGGAUGAUUCACUCUAUCAUGUACUGGCUGACAGAUGCCCUCAUCUAUUAAUUUAUCUAUUGUUGCAGGAGAAUUUAAAGCGCCCCUAUUUUCCCAGCAGGUGUGAGUAUGAUUAGCCUUUUAAAGCCAUUUCUAAAUCCAUCUUGUGUCAUGGCUUGUACUGGUUAAUCCCACUCACCUGGUGGUUAAAUAGUAAACCACCUGUUUAAAAUAGAUUGGAUUAAAGUAAACAAGAGUUUUGGGAAGGAUUUGUUUUUACCCAUUUGGUAACGUUUUUCGGUCAGUCUGUCUUUGAGUGUUAUAAUUAGCGAUAUUGUAUAUGAAAAUGGCCACACACUGACGUACUAGGUGUUUGAGAAGCUUAAAGGAGACAUUAUACCACCAGGUGAGUGGGAUUAGCCUUACAAGCCGUUUCGAAAAUCUGCCUCAUAUGAC